Pseudogymnoascus verrucosus is the source of this 1738-nucleotide messenger RNA. RefSeq lists its product as uncharacterized. The transcript is spliced from 3 exons. Gene Ontology annotation, molecular function: oxidoreductase activity, acting on the CH-CH group of donors. NCBI's taxonomy places the organism in Eukaryota, Fungi, Ascomycota, Leotiomycetes, Thelebolales, Thelebolaceae. Bases 676 to 1509 code for a protein of 277 amino acids. Gene Ontology annotation, biological process: lipid metabolic process. The record is from RefSeq and is a predicted model, not a curated record.
CUAAAGAGGCGCACCGAAGAAUCGUAGGCGGCCUGGUAGAGGCUGCUCAAUGAAUUAGCUAUUGUUACCAUGAUAAGAGUUCAACUCACUUCCUAACCCUCGUAGCCACAACUGUAAGUCGUUGUGGCCCAUGCAGCGCUGAGACCCUGAUAUGUUUCCGCAGAUGCGAUACCUUGCCAAACCUAACCCCGCAAUAUGGACAGGUCGUCAUGCACGAACGUAUUUUGACUUUGGCGUCACUUUGGGGCCAGUCGUUGGGGUCAAAUGUGCAGCACCUGCAGGGUUUAAAUCGUGGAGUGGCGCCCACCAGCAGCGACCCGUUCGGUAACGGAUCACACUGCAGAUCGUUCUCCAUAGCUCCACCUUGCAUCUUGUGCCGAAAUCUAUCCGUAUAUGAUUGCGUGGUAUUUGCAAGCGAUUUGAGGGCGUAAUAUUGUGUAACUGCAGAGUAACGUAACAAUUCACAGAGUGAAGUGUUGUUUUGUUGUUAUUGUUGUUGUUGUCAAGACGCUAAGUCGUCAGACUGGCAAAUAGUUGCUUUCAGGAGAACUGUGGUGUCGUUCCGUCAACCAUUCGAGAUAGGCUGCAAGAAGAUACAGCUGUUGCUGAUAAGACGAGAAGUGACGAACCCAAAGAGUUUCUUUUCAAUAAAGCUUAUAUACGACUCUGUCAGAUAUGUCUCUUCUCCAAGACUGGCUUCCGCCUUCGCCAGGGAACUGGACCUUGAUCGUCAACACCUUCACCUACUUUCCUGUCGUGACUGCCGUCCAAUGGCUCACUGCGUACUAUCCCAUGGGCAAGACGUCGACGACCUCGUGCCUGAAUAUUCCAGGGAAGCUGGCCUGGAUGCUCAUGGAACUCCCCGCACCUCUUUUGCUGGUAUACACCAUGACCGGCCUGCGUGCCACUCUCCCACAGCCUCCAAGGGAAAAUCUCGUCCUAGCAGGCAUCUACGUAACACACUACAUCUACCGCGCGCUUCUUGCGCCCCUCCUCAACCCCUCCAUGUCUCCCAUCCAUCCCAUCAUCCUCCUCGGGGCCUGGGUGUUUAACUUGCUAAACGCAGUCUCCAUUGGCGGCCACCUCGCCGGCCUCGGUCCUACCUUGACCACGCGCCUUGGUUUCGGCCUCCCCAUCUGGGCCCUCGGCUUCGCGGGCACAAUCGCGCACGACGAGAUCCUACGCUGUGGCCGCCGCGCCGCGUCCAAACCGGGGGCACCCGCAAAAGCCGAAACCACCCACACGGUCCCUGAUGGCCAUGGUGGCAAGAAGACCUACGUCUUACCAUCAGGAGGGCUGUUCAGAUGGGUGCUUAGCCCACAUUACCUUUGCGAGUGGAUCGAGUGGGUUGGGUUCUAUAUCGCGACAGGCGGGGCGCUACCGGCGAGGAACUUUGUGGCUGCCGAGGUGUCAACGAUGUUGCCGAGGGCGAUAGCAACGAGGAAGUGGUAUGUUGAGAGAUUUCCUGGAGUGGAGGGGAGAUGGGCGGCGCUGCCUGGGCUGGUAUAGGUGGGUGGGUUGUGUUGUGAUGGGACGAAGUGACCUGGGGCUAAUGGUAUCUGGAGAUGCGGAAGAGCAGAGUGGCUCCGAUAGAUGUUGCUUAGAGGUUCAAGGGGAAACAUAAGAGUCACGGAGGGAAUAUGACAGCUAGAUAAUCAAACGCGUACACGCGCACCCAAUACCAUCAUAAAAACAUGUAUUUCUCUAUUUCGCUUUCAUUACAAUAGCUUCAACCCCC